ACUGUGAAAAGCCAGUGGAUAAGAGAAAAUGGUAGGCACUGGAAUUAGGUGUGGUGUUUUGGGCUUCAAUUACUAUGUUCCUAUGAAAAAAAUUGGAAGAAGGUCUGGAACCACGCUGGCUAAAAGGAAGGAUUUUGACGAGAAUGAUAAGCUCCAACUGCGACCCUUUUCCCCUCUGAAGAUUUCAAAGUCAAAUAUUGCUCGCGCUGCCAUUGGAGUGUUUGGAUUGGGGUUCAUUGAUGCCGGGUACAGCGGUGAUUGGUCGAGGAUCGGAGUAAUAACAUCAGAGAGUGAGGAAUUGCUUAAGGUUGCAGCUUUUCUUGUUGUUCCCUUGUGUAUUUUUCUUGUUUUUUUCCUGCCAACAGACACAGAUUCUUAAAUUUUUUAACAAAUGAAGUGUGAAUUUGGUUGAAAAUCUUGUAAACAUAGAAUCAAUGGGCUGCUAUUGUUCAUCU
Molecule: messenger RNA, 455 nt
Organism: Vigna umbellata (rice bean)
Lineage: Eukaryota; Viridiplantae; Streptophyta; Magnoliopsida; Fabales; Fabaceae
Source: RefSeq, a predicted model, not a curated record